Syngnathoides biaculeatus (alligator pipefish) is the source of this 3591-nucleotide messenger RNA. RefSeq names its product sema domain, transmembrane domain (TM), and cytoplasmic domain, (semaphorin) 6Bb (gene sema6bb). Gene Ontology annotation, molecular function: chemorepellent activity; semaphorin receptor binding. Lineage: Eukaryota; Metazoa; Chordata; Actinopteri; Syngnathiformes; Syngnathidae. Gene Ontology annotation, biological process: axon guidance; positive regulation of cell migration; negative regulation of axon extension involved in axon guidance. The coding region runs from base 955 to 3591 and encodes 878 amino acids. The transcript has 20 exons. The record is from RefSeq and is a predicted model, not a curated record.
CUUUUCAGCCGGCCCCGGACGAAUUGACGACAUUUAAUUCGAGGUUGAUGAGGCGGCGCCACUGGAAGUGAAUUUUUAUUUUUCCUUCCUUUUUUUUUUCUCAAGCGCUGCACUCUUUUUUCUUUCUUUUUUUUUUUUUUUGGUCUUAAAGGAGUUUUCGUCUUGAUUUUCACCCGAGCGGCCGCGCCCGGGUUGCCCGACUUGGUCUUGAGUCCUUUUCGCCGCUUUGCCUAAUUACCAAUUAAUUCCUUCCAUUCCAGUGCGUGCGCGACUCUACUUCGGGUUUUGGCACCAGCGGGUCUGCUUCCCGAGUCUCCGGCGGAACCGGCGAGCGAGCGAGCGAGCGAGCGAGGAAGGGAGUCGAGGCUGCAGUCAGUCCUCCUCCAGACCCUCGCCCAGGUCCGGCCAGUCUCGGAGCCGACGAGAGAGCGGCGGAGUGCGCCCAAAGCCACAGCCGGAGCGCAGAAGCCAACGAGCGGAUACAAUUUGGUCGAAACAACCCCCCCCCCCCCCCCCCUCCAACCCUUCUUUCCACCCCAGCUCCGGCGCAGCUGCUUCGGGGCCAGCGGCGCCCAUCUCCGGACACUUGAGUUGAGGUGGCGGUGAAGUCCGCUAAAGAGGAGGAAGUGGAGGAGGGGGGGGGAACCACCACGGACACAGACCCCCCCCCCCCCCCCCCCCCCUCUGAAUGUCAGGCCGGCGUGCUGCUGGGCAUAGACAGGUGCGACGAAGAGGAGUAGUUUGGAGCCGAACUCCCUUGGCGAACGCAGGGAUUUUGUUUUCAACAAAGCGGAUCCCAUCCUCACAACAACUCGCGACCUUUUCCACCACUCCACAUUCGUCGAGCCGGUUCAGUCCAGCGGCGAUGUAUCUGAAGGUGGCUGUAUCGUGACGGCACCCGGACCUGAACUUUGACCCCCAGCGCCGCCUCAUCGGCUCUGCAAUUCUGUUGCCAUGGCGACGGCGACCCAUCCCUCCCUCCUCCUGCUCUGCUGGCUGCUCCGAACAGCCUGCUCGGCGUUCCCCGAGGAGCCCGGCCCUUUAAACUUCAUCCCGACUGAAGUGUCGCGACGCUAUCCGGUGUUCCUGGGCCGACCGCAUCACACGUGGCAGAGGCAGGAUCGUCUGCAUAUCCAGCGGGUCAUCCAAGUCAACCGAACGCUUUACAUCGGAGCCAGGGACGACCUUUUCCGCGUGGAACUGGACAUCGCGGCGGCGGACGAGAUGUUCUACAGCAAGAAAAGAACAUGGGAGUCCAACAAGAACGACAUCAGGAUCUGCAGGAUGAAGGGCAAACACGAGGACGAAUGCCGGAAUUUCAUGAAGGUCCUCCUGAGCCGGAGCGGCGGACUGUUUGUGUGCGGCACCAACGCCUUCAACCCGCUCUGCGCCAACUACUCCGGUGACACUCUGGAAAUGGCCAAUGACCCCGUCAGCGGAAUGGCCAGAUGCCCUUACGACCCCAAACACGCCAACGUCGCCCUGUUCGCAGAGGGAAAUCUGUUUACGGCCACCGUGACGGACUUCCUGGCCAUCGACGCGGUCAUCUACCGGAGCCUCGGCGACAGUCCGGCCCUCCGCACCAUCAAGCACGACUCCAAGUGGUUCCGAGAGCCUUUCUUUGUCAGCGCCGUGGAGUGGGGGCCUCACAUCUACUUCUUCUUCCGAGAGAUUGCCAUGGAGUUUAAUUACCUGGAAAAGGUUGUGGUGCCCCGUGUGGCCAGGGUGUGUAAGCGCGACCAGGGCGGAUCUCAGCGGGUCCUGGAGAAGCAGUGGACGUCGUUCCUGAAGGCCCGACUCAACUGCUCCGUGCCGGGCGAUUCUCACUUUUACUUCAACGUGCUGCACUCCACCAGCCCCGUCAUCACCAUGCACGGCCGCGACAUCGUCCUGGGCGUCUUCUCCACGCCGGCCAACAGCAUCCCCGGCUCGGCGGUCUGCGCCUUCGACAUGGAGCAGUUGGCGGCGGUGUUCGACGGUCGCUUCAAAGAGCAGAAGUCACCGGAGUCCAUUUGGACGCCGGUUCCCGAUGAAGUCAUCCCCAAGCCGAGACCCGGGGGCUGCGCCGUUCAGGGUUCCAAGUUCAAUUCCUCCAACUCCUUCCCCGAUGAGAUGCUGAACUUUGUCAAGACUCAUCCGUUGAUGGACGAGGCCGUCCCGUCGCUCGGGCACAGGCCGUGGAUAGUCAAAACCAUGGUCAGAGGUGCAACACUGGAUGUAGGUUUAAAAACAAGGUACCAGCUGAAUAAGAUCGUGGUGGACGCCGAGGCCGGCCCGCACAGGAACCGCACCGUCCUGUUCCUGGGCUCCAGCCGGGGGACCGUGCUCAAGUUCCUGGUCGUGCCCAACCGGGACAACACGGUCACCGGCGGCAACGUCUUCCUGGAGGAGCUGGAGGGCUUCAACCCCGAAAAGUGCGCCGGUGACUCUCCGCAGGCCAGGCAGCUGCUGUCGCUGACUCUGGACGGCGCGAGUCACACCCUCGUCCUGGCCUUCCCGUCCUGCGUGGUGCGCGUGCCGGUGGCGCGCUGCCACCUUUACUCGCGCUGCAUCAAGAACUGCAUCGCCUCCAGGGACCCGUACUGCGGCUGGACCAGAGGAAGCGUCUGCUCUUUCCUGCGUCCCGGAACCAGGCUGCCGUUUGAACAAGACGUGGAGCAGGGAAACGUCGCUCACUUGGGCGACUGCGACGGAUUACUCAAAGAGACGUUCAUCAAGGAACCAGACGGCCUGGUGUCUGUCAACCUGCUGGUGGUGUCGGCCGUUUCGGCCUUCGCCACGGGCGCCGUCUUCUCCGGCCUGGCCGUCUGUUGGAUCAUGAGUCACCGCCACCGGCACGGCCGAGGGGCCGGCGCCAAGGGGGCCCGGCGCAAGAGCGACAAGGAGCAGAACGUGUUGGGUCCCGGCCCCAGCGGCUCGGUGAUGAGCGUGACGAGGACCAGCGGCGGCGACCGGCGCGACUCGCAGGUGGACAACCCGUUCGUCGCGGCCAACGGAUGGCCCAAAGGUGACGUGGACCCCGACUUACUGCCCACCCCCGAGCAGACCCCGCUGCCUCAGAAACGAGUCGUGCGUCUGCCCGAUCCUGACUGGGACCAGAGCCAGACCUUCCUGACGGCCGUCGGUUCUCCUUGCCCCAACAACUCUGUCAUCUACCUGAGUUCCAAGUUCCUGCAAGGAGGCGGAGGCGGCGGAGGAAUGGUCCGGAUCGACGAGCCAGGCGAGGUUCUGCUGCCCCCGCACGCCGAGCGCCAACACUACUUGAUCCUUUCCGCCCAGCGGGGCGGGAACGGCAGCCGUCCGACGGGCGCCCUGAGGAGCUCGGCGGGGGACUACAUCUACCCCUCCACGCCGCAGGACUCCCCAGACCGGCGGCGGGUGGUCUCCGCGCCCGCUCCCCACAUGGACUACGGGGAGCCUCGCUGGAGCCACGAGGCGCUCAACUACAGCGGCAACAACGGCGUGUCCUACCACCCCCAGCGCCAGGGCCUCAUCAGGCCGGAAAUGCACGGGCACCGAGGGGGGCUCGGACAACUGGCCGACUAUAGCCACCUUCUUGUAAAGAGCGAGAGAACCCCUAGUGUCCAGUGA